AUGUAAUAAUAACUUUCUAGAUCUUAAAAAUAAGAUAUUUUAAAUAGAAUAAAAUAAACUGAAGAUAUUGAUGAAAUUAUAAAAUAUACUUAUUAUGAAGAUAACGAUAUUAGAUUGAAAGCAGUUUCUGAAAUGUGCCCUUGUAGGGUUAAGGAUGAUAAUGAUGAAUUUUGGGUUAGAAUAUUUUAAAUGGCAAAUGAUCCUGACCCAAAAAUAAGAUAUAAAGUAUUACAUAUAAUGUGUGACGGAUCACCUGAAAGAUUAGAAAACGAAAUAAUUUAAUAAUUAAAUCAAUUUAAUAGAGAUUUAGAUAAAGAUAUUAAAAGACUAGCACAUAAAGUUUUAGGAUCAUAUUAAAAAACGGGAAAAUGGAAUAUUCUUUGA
Ichthyophthirius multifiliis is the source of this 384-nucleotide messenger RNA. RefSeq lists its product as hypothetical. The transcript has 2 exons. The record is from RefSeq and is a predicted model, not a curated record. NCBI's taxonomy places the organism in Eukaryota, Ciliophora, Oligohymenophorea, Hymenostomatida.